This is a messenger RNA of Oreochromis niloticus (Nile tilapia), 4306 nucleotides long. RefSeq lists its product as uncharacterized. Gene Ontology annotation, molecular function: nucleic acid binding. The transcript has 2 exons. The record is from RefSeq and is a predicted model, not a curated record. Gene Ontology annotation, biological process: DNA integration. Bases 775 to 3909 code for a protein of 1044 amino acids. NCBI's taxonomy places the organism in Eukaryota, Metazoa, Chordata, Actinopteri, Cichliformes, Cichlidae.
AGGACACUGUAUUUUGAUAGACCUAGUGAUUGUCCUAGUGUACUAUUAAAGGUUGUGAAAGUGCUACUGCGAAAUGGCAAAAGAACUCUUGAAACAUAUGCAGUACUUGACGAUGGCUCCCAGCGUACCAUUCUUCUAACAUCAGCUGCACAGCAUCUCAACCUAACUGGGGAAGCAGAGAGAUUAUCACUUAGAACUGUCCGUCAAGAAGUUGAAACUAUUCAAGGUUCUUCCGUAAGUUUCAAAAUCUCACCCAUUGCACACCCAGAGAAAACCUACACAAUUAAUAAUGCCUUCACUGCAAGUCACCUAGCACUUUCAGACCACACCUACCCUGUAUCAUCUCUCCAACGGAGAUACAAGCAUCUUCAAGGUAUCCCAUUACCCAUUAUUAAUAAAGCAGCGCCACUCCUGCUCAUAGGCUCAGAUCAUACUCACCUCAUCACGCCUACAGCUCCAUUAAGACAGGGACCAUAUGGGUCUCCUGCAGCAGUUAAAACCCAAUUAGGAUGGACACUUCAAGGGCCGAUCACAGAUUUUCAGCCCCAGAUCAGUACAGAGCAUGUGCAGUGUUUGUUCACAUCUCUCAGUUCAUCUGCAGAUGUACUGCGUUAUCAUGUUGAGAAGCUAUGGCAACUAGACACUUUACCUGAAUACAGUGAGAAAUCUGUGAUCCGAUCAAAGCAAGAUCAACUGGCACUGGAACUCCUUGAACAGGCCACAAAAAGGGUUGAGAUCAAUGGUGUUAAUCGCUACGCCACUCCUCUUCUUCGGAUGGCAAACUUUCCUCCUUUGAAUGUCCCUCCAACUGUAGUCAUGUCUAGACUCCGCAACACUGAGGCUCGGUUAGCUAAAGAUCCUGACAAAGCCAUGUCUUACAAGGAUCAGAUUUUGAAAUUGGAGCAAGCAGGCUAUGUAGCUAAACUUAGCCCAGAGGAGAUGCACAAUAGCAAAGAAGCCUGGUAUAUUCCUCAUCAUAUGACAAGUCACAACAAUAAAGAUCGCAUAGUCUUUGACUGCUCUUUCACAUUUCAAGGUCAGUGUCUCAAUAAGUACCUAUUGCCAGGACCAAUCCUUGGGCCAACACUUCUCGGUGUUUUGUUGCGUUUUAGGCAACAUUCAGUGGCAAUAAGUGGCGACAUCAAAGGCAUGUUUCACCAAGUCCGUCUUCUGCCUCCUGAUAAACCACUCCUCCGAUUCCUGUGGCGUGACAUGAACAAAGCAGCUCCCCCUUCAGUGUAUGAGUGGCAGGUACUCCCCUUCGGUACGACCUGCAGCCCUUGUUGUGCAAUCUAUGCACUGCAGAAACAUGUGAAGGAAUAUCAAUCUGACAAAGAUGUGCAGUCUUCAGUAAUGCAGUGUUUCUAUGUUGAUAACUGCUUGCAGAGUUUUCCAUCAGCAGAGUCAGCUCGAACACUCCUAGACAAAUUAAGAAACCAUCUAUCAGAUGGAGGCUUCGACCUUCGCCAGUGGGCCAGCAAUAACCCUGUUGUGAUUAGCCAUCUACCAUCUGAAGUAAGAACGGCAAGCAAUGAACUUUGCCUGACUGAAGACAAGCCAUCUGGCCCACAUGAACGCACAUUAGGAUUAUUGUGGAAUUGUGAGACUGAUUUGUUUGCCUAUAAAUACAAAACUCUAGCCUCACACCCCACCACAAUGCGUCGUAUCUAUGCAGUACUUGCUCGUCUGUAUGACCCAUUAGGCUACUUACUUCCAUUCACAACACGCGCCAAAACCUUGGUGCAAGAGCUAUGGAGAAAAGAGAGAGAUUGGGACGACCCUUCCCUUCCACACAACCUCUUAGAGACAUGGAAGUCCUGGGAAGAAGAACUUUGUUAUCUUCCUCAAAUUGCCAUCCCACGUUGCUAUACUUCUAAGGAAAUGGAUGUUUCUACCACAGUUAGAGACAUUCAUAUUUUCUGUGACGCUUCGGAGCGAGCAUAUGGUGCUGUCGCAUAUUUGAGAUCAGAUGAUCUUGAAGGUCACGUGGAACUAAGUUUCUUGUUAGCUCGCUCACGUGUUGCUCCUAAACGGAAUCUAACAAUACCCAGACUGGAGCUAUGUGCAGCCCUCCUAGGUGCACGCCUCUGUGAGCUUAUACAAACAGAACUCACCUUACCAAUCAGGACCACCACCCUUUGGACUGACUCGACAACUGUACUUCACUGGCUUCAGUCAGAUUCCUGCCGUUUCAAGGUAUUCGUAGGAGCCAGAGUCUCAGAAAUUCAAAACCUCACAAACAGUCAAGACUGGAGAUACAUCAAUUCAGCCACAAAUCCUGCUGAUGAUGUUACGAGAGGUAAAUCCCUGAAAGAGUUCCUUAGCCCAAACAGGUGGACCAAGGGUCCCUCGUUUCUGCAUGAACCUCCAAAUAACUGGCCCACAGUUACAGAUCUCCAUCCUGAUCAUGAUCAGACUGAGUUAAAGAAAUCCUACUUUUUUGGUAUUGUCAGUACCCCUUCCCAUACAUACACACCCUGCUUCAGAACCUAUCAAGAACUAUUGGAUUUCACGGCUCGUUCACUCCCUAGCCAAAAGGGUAACAUUCCUUCUGCAGCUGAUUAUCUGACAGAAGAACAAGAAAUCCUUCGUCAGACACAACUGGACAGUUUUGGUGAAGAUUUAGCCCGUUUACAGUCAGACAAACCCCUCUCAUCCGACAGCCGUCUAUUGUGUUUGUCCCCAGUGUUGUGCAGGAAUUCUGGACUUAUCCAUGUAGGAGGCCGACUACGGCAAAGCCCGGACUUGGAAUUGAAUGUCAUUCACCCAAUAGUACUUGAUCCUGCUCAUCCAGUGACCAAACUGAUCAUACAAGAUUAUGAUGACAAACUGCAUCAUGCUGGUUCAGAAAGACUUUUUGCUGAACUACGCCGGAAAUUUUGGAUUCUUAGAGGAAGGGAAGCAGUACGCAGGCAUCAGUAUAGCUGCGCUGCAUGUCAGAAAUGGAGAGCACAGCCCAUCAUUCCAAAAAUGUCAGACUUGCCUGCUGCUCGUCUUAGGUUAUUCAAACCACCUUUCUACUCCACAGGAAUAGACUGCUUUGGACCAUACGUGGUCAAGACCGGUCGCAGAUCGGAGAAAAGGUGGGGAAUAAUAUUCAAAUGUCUCACGACUCGGUGUAUACAUCUUGACCUCCUAAACAGCAUGGAUACCGACUCCUUCCUCAUGGCCCUCCAACGAUUCAUUUCUCAACGAGGAACACCCCUGGAAAUUAUAUGUGAUCAAGGAACUAACUUUAAAGGAGGAGAUAAGGAACUACGGGCUGCCUUUGACAACCUUGCCCCGACUCUACAGCCGAUGACUAAAAGAAUCCAUUUCAAAUUCAAUCCCCCGCAUGCACCCCAUUUCGGUGGAGCCUGGGAGAGGGAGAUACGUUCUGUGAAGAAUGCUCUGAAGAGAACCAUUGGUGCACAAAUGGUCACUGAAGAGGUCUUAAGAACAGUCCUAAUUGAGAUUGAAGGCAUUCUUAACUCAAAACCCCUAGGCUAUGUAUCCUCAGACAUUGCGGAUAUUGAUCCCAUAACCCCAAACCUUCUCAUUAUGGGCCGACAUGAUUCGUCACUUCCAUUGGUAUCCUAUUCUGAUUCUGACCUCCUAGGUCGACGACGAUGGCGACAUGCACAAAUAUUGGCAGAUCACUUCUGGCGGCACUUCAUAAAGGACUAUCUACCAUCCCUUCAAAGAAGACACAAAUGGCAGAAGGAGAACCCAGAUCUCACACUGAACUCUGUCGUAAUGAUCAUGGAUUCACGCCUUCCACGUGCCCUCUGGCCUGUAGGAAGAGUGACACGCCUCCUGAAAAGUCCAGAUGACCGCAUCAGAACUGUGGAAGUCUUAGCACAGGAUAGAACCUAUAUCCGCCCUGUCUCCUGUCUGAUUCCCCUGCCCCCGCUUCCUGACGAAGACUGAUUCUGAUCAUAACAUAUUUCUCACUAGAAAUAUGAGGGCGGCUGUUGAAAAGACUCACCUUUUAGCAUAUCCCAGCACACCCACUCACUUCACCAGGUGCACCUUGUUUAGUUCUCUCACCUUCAAUUGGGUGUGGUGCUUGUCCUUAAUUGCACUCACCUGUCACACAGUAUAUAAGGACUGCAUUCACUUUUGGCUCACUCUUUCUUCACUCCCACACGGGGCGGCAGCAGAGCAUUGGCAGUCCAUGUGUGUCUUCCUUCUUUGCUUUAUUGAAUAGAGAAUAAGAAUAGAGAAUAAAAGGAGAACCCUGUGAAUGAUUAGAUGACUGCUUAUUCUCAUUCUGAUCGGAUGAGCCCAUGAUGCUGAUUAUUUAAACCCUGAGCCUUCCUUCCUU